Messenger RNA from Cadophora gregata, 555 nucleotides. RefSeq lists its product as uncharacterized. Lineage: Eukaryota; Fungi; Ascomycota; Leotiomycetes; Helotiales; Ploettnerulaceae. Bases 1 to 555 code for a protein of 184 amino acids. Gene Ontology annotation, molecular function: RNA binding. The record is from RefSeq and is a predicted model, not a curated record. The transcript has 7 exons.
AUGCGCGCGGAAAUUGAGACUUUGAAUUCAGGUUACUCCAACAACAUCCCAAAAAUGUCCAAGCUCUUUAUUGGUGGCCUUGCAUGGCAGACAGAUGAGAUUGCGCUUCGCCAGAAGUUUGAGGAAUUCGGCGCCGUUGAGGAGGCUGUCGUCGUAAAGGACCGUGAUACUGGUCGUAGCCGUGGUUUCGGCUUCGUUCGCUAUGGAUCCGAUGCCGAUGCCGAGGCUGCCAUUACCGCCAUGAACAACACCGAGUUCGAUGGCCGCACCAUUCGUGUUGACAAGGCUUCCGAGCGUGGCUCUGGAGGCGGCGGUGGUGGCGGUGGAUUUGGAGGUGGACGUGGUGGUGGUGGUUACGGACGCGGAGGCGGUGGAUAUGGUGGCGGCGGUGGAGGCUACGGAGAUAGACAACAGGGCGGAGGAUAUGGCGGACAACAGGGUGGCGGCGGCGGAUAUGGUGGACAAGGUGGUGGAUACUCCGGCGGAGGUGGUUACUCUGGAGGCGGCGGCGGAUAUGGAGGUGGAGAUCAACAACAAGGUGGUGGCCGCUGGUAA